CAGCAGAAAGAACAGCAGACUAAACAUCAAAAAGAGCCUUCACUCAUUUAGAAAUUGUCAGCGUGCACUGGAAUGCAAGGAAUGUUAUUGAAGGCUACCAACCACGAAGUUGCAAGAAAAGUGAUAGUGUUAAAAGGGCAGAAAAUUUUCCAGCUUGUCGUGCCCUUCUGGCUUCAUGCAGAGCUAAAAUACUAAGUCAGCAUCAGCGAAGCCUUCGUAAUGAGCGCCUUGUGUUCUUACAAUAAGCUGGAAGGCGCGUUUAGCUCGCGUUUCCUGUGACAUCUGUCUUCAUAUUGCUCGAGUCAUUGACUGAUUGACUCUUGAAUCGUUUAUAAAUGUUAUUGCUUAUUGCACGUCGAGUUUCGAUGGUGAACAUUAUUUGCAAAAGGCAAGUUAGCUGAUCCCAUCUUCGCAUGCCUGAACUACUUUUAGAAACAAGCAUCGACGAAGAGCCGUACAAAGGUUUUGACAUGAACACAGAAAAAACGGGUGCAAAUAUGGCGUUUUCCGGGACACAGGCAUUACUCCUCUGGUGUCGACAACAGACGGAAAGCUACAGUGAAGUGAACGUGAUCAACAUGACAACUUCAUGGCGAGAUGGCUUGGCAUUUUGUGCAAUUAUACACCAUUUCAGACCGGAUUUGAUGUAAGUUCAAACUAUCUCAAGUUGUGCUUCAUUUCACGGUGUUUGCACCGAGCCGGCGAAAAUGCGGCAUUGUUCAGCUCAUAUGUUAAGAAUGUGCUUUCUUUUGAUCUAAUUUAGAGAUUUUGACAGGCUUUCGAAAGAAAACAUCAUGGUUAACAAUGAACUGGUAAGUAAUAGUUGAAACUAAGUGCGUGUAAUCCGAAAAAUUUCAAGUAUAGUGUCAACUCUUGAACUCACUGUUGGCAAAAUAAUUGCGUUUUUCAUGGUCAACAGACCUGUUAUUUAUCCACUUGUUAGUUUAUUGUUUCAUUACUGGUGUCAAAACAAUUAGAAUAGACCCUAUAAACUUGAAGAAAUAAGCGGAACGCCCUGCUCGUUGGCAAACCAAACAAAUGAUAUUGUCAGAUUUCUCUCUUUCCGGACGGCGACGUUCACUAGACGAUAAGCUACAUAGAAUUAGCAUACUUUUUUUAAAAAACACAUUCCGGAUCGUACAGUUUGUGUCUUUUUUUUUCCAGUUGCUGUUCGUUUGCAGCACGUACCCGAACCAAUAUCAGAACAAACAGAUUGAUAGGUUAUUUAGAAUAUAGGUUUAUUUCCUGAAAGUUGACUUGCGAUCUCUUAUGUAGCAAUCGUUAUGUCGUGACACUGAAAUAAAAGUAAAUCUUGAGAUUUAUAUUGACUCCCUUUACAAACUUCUGAAAGUGAAAUAAUUGACUGUUAAUCCGAGGGCGCUGAAUCGAUCUCUUAUUUUUAAUACAGUCGCACCCCGCUUUAUGGACAGUGGCUUAAUAUGGGCACCUUGUUACUAUGGACAGUUUUACUUGUCCCUAGCCCUUACAUUUCCUCUGAAUUCAAUCCGCUUAAUACGGACAACUCCUUGAUAUGGACACUUUCUAUGGCCCCCACAGUGUCCGUAUUAUAUGGGGUGUGACUGUAUCAUAAUGUUCACCUAAUUUGCAUAUUCUGAUUCUCUACGUUAUGUACAUACUGUGGUUUAAUUUUUUGUUUGGUUUGGCAUUUUUCGAACCAGUUUAAUUUUCAUUUUCUUUAGUGCAAAAACAAGCCAAACCAAAAACAAAACAAACAAAAAAUUAAACCGCAACUUUUGUUCAUGAAUGGGGAUGUUGGACAGAAAGAAGGAGCCAAGCUAUUUGCACUUUUCUUAAUGAUUUCUGUGAAUGAUGGAGGAAGGCCAAGUAAAAAAAGUAAAUGUGCAUCAAUUGUUACUUUUCUAAAAUUAUUUCCAAGUAGAACAGAAAAAUUUAACCUGUGUUAGGUGGAUACCCAUGGAACCCAGGAGGAAUCUGCUGAUUAACCCAUUCGCUCCUGGAAAUUUUGCCGAAAAACGCGUUUUGAAGCUAGUCGAGCAGUUUUCUGGUCACUGUUGUGCUAUUAAGAGCUAAAACUUACCACAAAGCUGUUUACAGGUCAUACACUUCGCGGCCUUCUGAUCCAGAUGCAAAAUAUUCAAAGCCAAAUUUCGAGAUUUUGGGUUUAAAAGUGACCCAGCAGUCAUGUCUUUUUGCUUUUCGCUUUCUCUGCUCCCUCUUUUUUCAUUUUUCUUGACUCAUUUUUUUUCUUUUGCUGGGCAUUUAGUAGGCUUCAUUCUCAUCUGGUGGGAAACGUUUUUAGGAGAAAGCUGUUGCUAAUCGGUAAUUACCAAUAUUAAUAGAUUUUUAUCGAAGUUAUCUAUUUUAAUCGGCACUUAAAUUUCCAUGUUUUUUAGCUUUUACGUUGUCAAAGUUUGUUGUUUCCGGAACAUAUGGGACAGAUAAAUUUUAAUUGAUAUUUAUUUUACAAUUUACAAUCAAUAUUCUAAUGAGACAUUUUCGGCCAAACGACAAAAUAAAAAAGAAUUAAGAAUGAGAGUAAACUUAACAUAAACAAUUGAUUCAGUUUGCUUGCAUUGGAAACUGUUCAAGUUGAACCCUACACUUUAUAGUUCAAGUGGUGAGGAUACUGAUCAGUGUACAUAGAGUUUGUCAGCAAGACCCUUGCUUCUUGAAAAAUCAUACUGUAAAAGCAUUAUUAAGGCAAGAGAUGUGACAUGACUAUAAAACCUGAUAAAAAUGUCAGAGAAGAAUCAUGAUCAUCAUUUAAAACACAAAACAUCUGCAUAAUUGCUAAUAUUGUGAACUGUAAAAUAAUGCGAGACUUUUAAAACUUGAAGGCAUAAUGAAAGAUGAUGAAAUCGGUAAAAUCGAUAGCGCUGACAAAGAAGCCCUGAUUUUUUUCAGGCUUCUUCUUUCCAAUUGCUUCAAUUGGAAAAUUUACUGCGAUGAUCAUUCUUCACUUUCAAAAAAGUUGUUGCUAUCAAUUUCUAUUGAUCGACUGAUACAAUCAAAAUCAAUCAAAAAGUGAUUAUUGACAAUUAUCAAUUUAUUGAUUGGUUUUCGGCUAUUGGUUUUUAUGGAUUGCACUAGUCAGGUAUAAUCGUAUCUUUAAUUCUUAACAUGACAGGCUUUCAGUGUGGCUGAAAAACACUUGGGCAUCCCUAUGGUACUUGAUGCGAGUGACAUGUUAGAGAAUACCAUUCCAGAUAAGCUGAGUGUUAUUACAUAUGUGUCACAGCUUUAUGAGUACUUCAAGAACAGAUCUCCUGGUAGGUGAUACACUGCUCAGCUUUUAUUUAAGAGAGUUAUUGUAUCAUUUCUGUGUUGGAAAGUAAAACCUUUCAGAAUUUUUACAAUUCAAUGUUUUUGUUGAUUAGAAAAAUGUUGCAAAGUAUAAGCUGUCAGUACUGCCAGUAUUUCAGUUCAGUGCAACUUAAACUUUUUAGCUUUGCCAAUUUUUGUAGGGUACAGUAAACACCUGCUAAUAAUAAAUUAUAAGAAGGCACAUUUUUUGAGGUCUGACAAAAAAGGUUCUUUUAUUUUGGAGUAGUUAUUGGCAAUUUAGGCCAAGUAGGUUCUUACUUAGGUUCUUAAUUUCUUGAAGGAGAUAUAGUUGUUUACUACUAGAAAAAAUAACGAAGAGCUCUUGAGUUUGGUCCCUAAAUAUACAGUAUUAUUUUAUUCUACAGCAUAAAGCUGAAAAAUAGACCACACCUUGGGAUCUAUGGCCCCCUACUUUUUUGUACAAUAGUGUGUACAGGGAUAAAUGAGAGAAGGUGAUGAAAAGUUUUAACAUCGCAGCCUGUAUGAUACUACCAGUUAAUUUUUUUAAAGACCCUUGGAACAAGAAAACCAGCCCAAGCCACAAUUAUUAACUCGUGAACUCGUUUAAUCGGUAGAACUGUAGACUGAGAGUGCCACAGAAAGCACAUGGUCAAUAAUUCUUACUGGAAAUAAUCAUGCAUGUUAUCAACAUUACUUAUCCAUGCAUAUUCUACACCUGGUUUGUGGUCUGGCUCUUCCACCAUGAGACAGACCCUCCAUAAAUAAUGGUGAGGUAACUCUAAAUACUAAUUUAUGUUUAUAAAGUGUGUAUGUUUAUUUUUGUAUUUGCAGCAAACCAGGGCUAUGCCACAAAGAUGAACAUUCAGCCCAAGACAAGAACUGAAUCUAAAGGCCACAAAGGAAGCAAGCGCACGUCACCUUCCAAUCAGAUCUACAUUCUUUCUGGUCAUGCAAAAAGAGUUGCUUCAGCUCUACGAAGUGUCUUUAAAUCAGAUGCCAAGGAGGAAUCGUCGAAGAGCAAAGAGCAUGGCAAGUACUUAGGUGUGGAUCCUCUAAGAACAAACUUGGAAACAGUAAGUGUGGCAGUGAAGAGUAUAUUCCUUUCCUUGGUAGUCAUUUGGAUGUGUCUAGAGUGUAAUGAAAAUUUUAUAUUGGUAACACCCUUUUAAACUAAUUUUUCAGUAAUUGUGCUGGUCAGCGGUCAGUGGACAAGAUGGCUGCUUAUUUCUUCGCUCUUGAGGAAAUUGUAGUGAAUUUGAGUCUAGUGUUCUGUAGCGUGUGAUAUAUUAUAUCUGUUUAAUAUUGUGAGUGUCUACCAGUAUGCCGUAUGAAUUUUAGUCUCUUUAAUAUACUGGUAGUUUACUUAACUCUUUGUGUGCGUUUCUCUGUUUUCUUUGUUCUUGUGUCCCUGACCUAAACAUUUAAACAUCUUUUCUUUUAACUGGCUGCCUGGCAUUUUUAACUCUUAGGUUAUUUCGGGCAGCCAGCGCCCCUAUCAUCGUCUGUACUAUUGUUAUAAAUUUUUAUUUCUUGUAUAUUAUGGGGUGAAAUAAAGUGUUGUUGUUGUUGUUGUUGUUGAUAAUAUUUUUCUGUCACCAUAAAAAUGAUUCACUUUUAGUGAUUCACUUUCUGUUUAUCUAGAGCAGGAAUUCAUCUGAUGAAUCCUCACCAGGUACAGCAAGGAAAUCACCUUUUCUUGGAAAUGAUUGCUGUAUUUGCCACAAAAGAGUCUACAUCAUGGAGAGGUUAAUUGCAGAAAGGAAGCUUUUCCACCGAGGAUGUUUCAGAUGUGAUAAGUGCAAUGCUUGCCUUCGACCAGGAACAUACCAUUAUUUUCUGGAAACAGAAAAGUUUUGCUGCUUGUUUGAUUGUGGAGGGGGUAAGUUAUUGACUGCUACCUGCUGAUUAGCUGAUUGGUCGGGUGACUGACUGUAGCAAUUGUGUUUGGUUAGAUUCCUUUCCGAGGCAACAUUCAUGGUCUUAAAAAUAAAUUGAGGAGAAGCCCCGACCUGCCUUUGCUUCACAUAUACAAAUAGUUAGGUCCUUUUUCCUUCUCUAAUGAAGACCAAAAAGCGUAGUUCCUUCUCACAGAACUUUUCCCUGCAGAUGGGACCCUUGUAGGAAUAAAAAAAAUCACUAGGCCCCUUGCUUCUAUCUCCAGACAGCACGUAACUUUGAGCUAAGCUCUGUUGUGUUUGCAUUACCACAUAAAUGGGGUUAAGGUGUUAUAAAUGUCAACCUUAAAUUAUUUAAGGGGCAUUUACCAACUAUUUUGUAAAACAUGAUGUCGGAGAUGCCUGGGAUAAACAGGGGCUUCCACUGUGAUCAGCUAGUUCUUCCCGGUGUAUCACGGCACUGUAUUACUUAAUGUUGUGAUUGUGAUCAUCAUUUCUCUAAAAUGGAGGCCCAAAUAAAUAUAUAAAUAACCAUAUAAAGGUAGCACUUCCACAAAGUGGUUAUUCAUCUACCCGAUUCCUGGUCAAAUCGGAUUUGGUUCUUGAGGAUAAGUGAAAACUGGAGUACCUGGAGAAAAACCUCUUGGAGCAAAGGAGACAACCAACAACAAACUCAACUCACAUAUGGCAUAGAUGUCGGGAUUUGAACCCUGGGACACAUUGGAGGGAGACAUGGCUCUCACUGCUGUCCCACCCUAGCUCCCAAUGCAAGAGAGACCUAUUCAUAUAUAGAAAGUGCUCUUAAGCAUACACCUUCUCUUUAACUGACAUUUCUUUUUCUGCAUUCCUAUCUAACCAUACUUUGAUUUUUUUUAACCAACAGGAAAAAGAGAAACUCCUAUUAAAAUUAAGCUGGAAACAAUGCCAGAUGUAGCACAGAAAGCCUAUUCUCAAAAGAAUUCACCUUCCAAAUCCUCAACUGACAAUUCGCAUGUAAAUGAUUCACCUGGGCAGGAGAAAAGCUCUCUCCAAAGACAAUUCUCCAUUGUAAAAAGAAAUACAAUAAGGUUAAAUGCACUACCACAGCCAUUAGGGAAGGACACUGUAGCUAAAAGCCAAAAGCACACACAUUCAUCAAAGAAACCUUCAUUGUCACAACACAGAAGCAAAGGGGAAAAGAAAAGGAGAUUUUCAGGAAAUGGCAGAGGGAAAAGCAAAAGUGAGGGAAAAGGAAAAUAUGUCAGGUCUCUAGAACAUGAAAAAGCUUCCUGGUCUCCAGAGCACAAACGACGAGCUCCUGGGACUCAAUUAAGGAAUGGAAUAGAGGAGAAAGUUAAUGUCCCAGGUGGUGGUUUAAAUAAAGAGGAAACAAUCAAAGGUUCUAUAGCAUCAUCCACACAACCGGAUUUGGUUUCAAAGGAGAAAGAAGUGAUCGUUGACAAAAGCAAGGAAAGUCUGUUUUCUAAAGAGGAUGUAAAAAAGAUAACUAGAGAAGACAGUGUUUAUGAAAAGCCGACAGAAAACCUCUUUUUUUCAUUCAAAGAAGAGCUGCUAAAGAGAGCAGCAGUCGAAGACGAGUUGCUUAAAAGAACAACUUUUAAAGAAGAGUUGCUUAAAAGAGCAGCUAAAAGUGAAUCAAAUGAUGACCGCAAUGAAGCAAAAAAUGAUAGUAAUAUUGCAGACAAAAGUAAGUUAAUAGAAAAUGACUGCAAGCCAAGUUUAGUAGCAUCACUGCAAGGUGGAUAUGAGGCAAAAAUUAAUAAUAAUGUCCUGGAAAAAAAUGAUUUUUUAGAAGACCCUGAAAAAAGGGCAGAGAGCAACUUACAAGAGGAAGAUAAGGUGACAGAUAGUGAAAGAAAACAUUCAUAUGAAAGGAAGUAUUCUGAUGCAAGUGUAAAUAGUGAUUCGAGAAGAGGAAGUGGAUCACGCAAGGGUAGUAUUCUGGGUGAUAUUGAUCCUUCGGUCGUUGUGCCCAAAAGUGUGCAAAAGUUGCGUGAGAAGUUUCUCAAUAUCAAUGACAUGAUUGAUGAAAAACACAAGACCAUCAUUGCCAGAAAAAGCAGUGAAAUGCAGAGGGAGCUGAAAUGUAUUUCUGCAUGGAAGCAGCAAACUGACUCUCAGGUAACUUCAUCUAGAAGACUUUCUGCAAACUUUGCAGGAAAGACAGCAGAAACCCGCAAGCCAGGUCUUAGCAGCAAUCGCAGAAGUGUGAAAGAGUUGAGGAAAAUGUACAUGGGAAGUGAAGCUGGUAAAGAGAAGGCUUCUGAUGAAAUUCCUUUCAGGGUAAGGUCCAAAUCAAUGAAAGCAAAAGUGAACAUGGAACGAAAAACUAGCGCUCCAGAAACAAAAGCCAUUUCUUCAGGAACUAAGAAAACAGAGCCAGAAAUUAAGGGAGAAAAUUUAGGUUCAUCUGAGAAUGCUGAUGAUGAAUCUGAGGAAAGUCUUAGUAAAAGAAGUGAGUCUCUCAAUACAAAUGAUAAUGUGGUUGUCAUACAUGUUGAUAACAGUCAAGAAAACAGACAGGGUGACAGUCAAAUGAGUGAAAGUACACCAUCAUCAAAAGAAACUAAAAGUAUGCCUCAGAAGACAGUAACUUACAAAGUGAUUAAGUCUGAAGAGGUCACAAAUGACGUUCCAUCACUUCAGGUACAGCCAGCCUCUCCUGAGCUUUCUGCUGGAGACCGGUCAUCUCCUGGUUUAAAAAGGCAUGCAGCAUCGCAUGACAGUGGAAUUGACAUGCCAUUGUAUGCACAAAACAAUGUACCUGAUGAAAAAGUAUCUGGUGAAAGUUUGAAAGUUUCAACAGUAUUAUCCACUGCUGGAAAUGAAAGUCCUGUUUUAACACCAAAUGAACAACUGUCAAAUACGUCAGGGACGGAUGUUCAACAAAAUUCCUUGUCACCAGAAAGGGAUUAUUCACCAGUAGAGGUGUCCUGGACACUUCCUUUAACGGUUGGUAGCACGGCAUCUCUCACUGAUACUAGUUCAUCAUGUAGUUCACCGAGAAUGUCUGUUAUCAUUGCUCAGGAAGCUUCUUCAACUAAAAUAAACAGUCGAUUUUUUACUGUGGAAACCAUGGAACCUUGGGAUUUUGAGGAGUAUAGAAUUGCAGAGGAGCAUCAAUGUGUGAUGGAAGUUGAGGGAGAGUUUAGUUUUGGGAAAGAAAAAAGUAAAACUAGCAAAGCAGAAAGGGAAGCUAUUACAUCUUUGCAUCGUGAUGCCAAGAUUAGUGGAUAUAAUGAAACUGAUCUUAUCAAAGAGGAUGAGGUGACACUUUCUCCAGCCGAGAUUGACCUUGAGUUACAAGCUCUAGAAACACAGCAUGGAAUUCUUGAAAGAAGAGGCGUGGACAUUGAGCACAGCUUAAGAGAGACCAUGGGCCGUAAGUAACUCAACAACCAAUUAAUUGACUUUAUUAGCAGUUUUUAUGGCUGACUUAUAAUAUUAUACAGGGUUCGCAAAUACGCCAAAUUUGGCAUAUUUUACGCCAAAAUUGUUCAGAUGACUCCACAGAGGUUACGGAGGGAGUCACUUUGACUCCAAAAAUUUUUGGUAACAAACAGGGAGCCACUUCGACUCGAGAAAUUUUCGGUAAAAAACACAGUUUUUUUCGCAACAAAUACAAUUUACAUUAAUAUUGUAAACGUCAUAAACCUUAAUUAAAUCAUCAAAAUUAAAGAAUUAUACUGCACAACAAAACAGGAAGAGGGUAAAUUACGAUCAAAGUUUACUCGAUGACCGCCAUCAUGAAUUUGAGCUUUCCAAGUCAGCGGACGGCCACAGCUACUUCGUGUAUCCCUCACGAUAAUGUAUACAUGCCAGCAUCACGUGCUGGAAGUCUGAAAAUGGCUUUUUUCGUUGUGAUACUUGACUCCAAAUAUUCCAAAAUGACGCCAACAUUUGUGAAGCAGAAGUCACAGUGACUCCACUCAUCAAUAUAAUUUGCAAACCCUGAAAGUAUUAUUUGUUGUGGCACUCCGAUGCAUCCCUGAUUUUAUUGGAAUUAACUUAGAAAUUUUGGCUUUAGUGUAGGGAGGAACAUCAGCAAUCACCUGAACUGACUGUGCUAACCCUGUUCUUUCCACAAACUGAGAAGGGAACAGUUUAUUGACUCGCGUGUUUGAAUUCUUACGAGUGUAGAAUAGUCUAUGAAAAAUAAUGAGACUGAUGCAUGUUUGAAAGUAGUGAUAGGGUCUCAAAUUCUUAGCUUUUAAAAUAAGGAAACACUGAACCUGACUAUGGUUUUGGCCAUUUUGAAGUUUGUAUAAGUGCACAGCAGACUGUUGUAAUUAAGCAUCAGUGUGGUAGCUCUUAAAAACUUGUAAGUUGAAGUUUAUUUUGUUUUAGUGCAAGGUUCUGUUGUUAACUUUGCUUCUUUAUAAUGUUUUCACGACCAAUCCAGUGAGACCUUGAAAUAGCUUCAACACCACACAUCAUGAUUAGUUAGUUUAAUUUUCUUUUGGGGCAGUAUUUGUUGUUUGAGUGGCUUACUUGUGCUGUACUGAGUACUGUCAUGGUUUUGCAACUACAUUUAGCAGCUGAUGGAGAUAUAAAUGAAGCUGAAGAAGAACUUUUGCAGGAAUGGCUUGGUGUGGUACACAAUAAAAACAGGAUCAUGAGAAGAGAAUCAGAGCUGAUAUACCUGUAAGUAACAUUUUAAUGAGCUGAGAUGAACUUGAUGCUCUUUGUUAAUAUAUUUGUCACAUCAAAGUCUCUUUAAUUUGAUAUUGUGUGCAGAUGCUGGGACCAUGUUUGACUAACUACUUGUUUUGGUCAGUUGUUGGUGUUGACGACGUUUGUAGGAUUACUCCCUUAUUCUUUCACUUUUUUUUUGCUUAUGAUAACUCAUUAAGGCCAUAUUUGAUUUGUUUUGGGGGGAAUGGGAUUUUUUCUUCCGAGCCACCUCAUGGCCUGUGUCGUUGACUGAAAAAACAUCUUUCUCAUUUUUGAUGAGUAUUUAAAAUGUCUUUAAUUUCCAACAAAUGUAAACUACUUUUCAUUAAAUUCUUUUUUGUUAUCCUCACUUCAGACUUCAGUCUCACAAUUAUGAGGAGAGAUACCGAACUGUGGAAGGAGAAUUAAGAAAACUUGUGGCCAUGAGAGGUGAGGUUUACUGCUGCCAAGUGGAUUCUGAGUGUAUAAAUAAAUAUUAAUUAUUAUCUUAAACUCUGGUAAUCAGUAAUUAGCAUCAAAUUUGUCCGUGUCACAUUUUGAUACGGUAAUCAAUAAAAAGAGGUUUAUCGAUCAUGUAAACAUAUGAUCAUACAAUGAUGAAUUCUAUAAAAAUAUCCUUUUCAUGUUAAUUUUCAAAACUUCUCCCCUGCUAGUAUAUAUUCGGUUGUAAUGCUAUAUAAUGUAGCAGUGGGAAGGGUGCAGAAGUAAGAUCAAUGACCUGGCAUUAACUUAAGGUCCCAUCUGUCUCCAUCUGCUACCUGACAUAAACAGGGAGCUUAUUCAUUCCCUGCCCCCUUGCAAAUCUGGUUGCAAGAAAACCUUUUUUCAAGCUGGAAAGUUUGGGACUUGCAGCACCCUCCAAAAUUUGAAGGUUUUCUUGUUGUGUAAUCAACAGAUGAAGUGAAAUCGUCUGAUGACCUAAAGAGAGAACGGGAGUUACUAUCUGAGUUGCUGGAGCUUGUUCAGAAGAGAAGCUUUAUUGUGGACAGUCUGGAGGAAGAAAGAGUAAGGUAUUUAUUUAAGUGUCCUCAAUUCAUUUUAGCCAGAAGACAGCCAAACUGUUAA
Porites lobata is the source of this 10901-nucleotide messenger RNA. The record is from the annotation of a GenBank genome assembly. Lineage: Eukaryota; Metazoa; Cnidaria; Anthozoa; Scleractinia; Poritidae.